ACGUGGGCUCCAUUCAUGAAGCGGCGACGCGGCCGCCGGGGCUUAAAGGGGAAGCGGCAGCGGCCGCGGCGGCUGCGGGGCGCGUCCUCACUGCGCCUGCGCGCCCGGAGCCGGCUCCGGACCCUGCGCGCCGCUCCCGGCCCUGGCAGGACCCUCCCGGGCCGCGAGGCUGGGGGCCCCGGGGGGAGAGCUGGGGGGCCCGUGUCCCGCUCUGCUGACCCGCGGGACCGCUGCGGCCCUGAGGUCCCCGUGCGUCGCGGACACGGUCCCCGAGGCGCUUCCGAGGCUGCACGGCGGGCACAGCGCGCGUUCCCCCCCCGCGUCAUUCCCGGACCCGCCUCGGCCCUGCCGGGCAGCGGGGGCCGGUUCACAGACGACCCGACAGCCUUGUCCAGGGUUCGCAGUGAGGUCUGGCCGCGGCCACCUGCGAGGGCUGCGGGGUGUCCCCACCCACCGCCCCCAGACCUCACGUUAGCGACGAGCCCUGGCGCAGCUCCCCGGACUGCCCGGACAACAUCGGUGAGAGGGGUGCACCCACCGCACCUGUCUGGGACCCCGUCCCCUCGGGCCGAAUCCGCUCCUGCCCCUGCUGUGAGGACCUUUCGCUGCUGCUCAGAAUUCCCGGGGUUAGAAGGGACACCGGAGGGAUCCCAUUUCCAAGUCCUCGAACAGAUUUUAUUUGUAGGAACGCCUGGGUGGCUCCAUCGGUGAAGUAUCUGCCUUCGGCUCAUGUCACGAUCCUGGGGUCCUCAAUCAACCCCCACAUCAGGCUCCCUGCUCAGUGUGGGGUCUGCUUCUCCCUCUGCCUGCCGCUCCUUUCUGCUUGUGCUCCCUCUCUCUUGCUCGCUCACUCUGUCUCUCUCAAAUAAAAUCUUUUUAAAAAGUUAAA
Molecule: messenger RNA, 889 nt
Organism: Mustela lutreola (European mink)
Lineage: Eukaryota; Metazoa; Chordata; Mammalia; Carnivora; Mustelidae
Product: multiple C2 and transmembrane domain-containing protein 1-like
Exons: 2
Coding region: 16-711 (231 amino acids)
Source: RefSeq, a predicted model, not a curated record